This is a messenger RNA of Chenopodium quinoa (quinoa), 1431 nucleotides long. RefSeq lists its product as uncharacterized. The transcript has a single exon. The record is from RefSeq and is a predicted model, not a curated record. Bases 1 to 1431 code for a protein of 476 amino acids. Lineage: Eukaryota; Viridiplantae; Streptophyta; Magnoliopsida; Caryophyllales; Amaranthaceae.
AUGGAAAAUCAGAUAAGUCAACUUGCUCACCAAGUUGGCCAAUCCUUAAAGACACCGGGCACUUUUCCAGGCCAGACAGAGCAACCACAAAAAGGGCAUAUGAAUGUUGUUACUUUGAGGAGUGGGAAGCAAUUGGAAAAUCCUCCUACCAAGGAGCCAUUAAGGGAGGUUGUUGAAGAAGUAGGUGAAAGUGAGAAGGUGAUUGAUAGUGCUAUGAUCGAGGAAGAACCAAAAGAAGCAACUUCACCAUCUGUCGUUCCAUAUGUGCCAAAGGUUCCUUUUCCACAAAGGUUAGCUCAAGCUAAACUAGAAAAGAAGUACGAUAAAUUUCUAGAUAUCUUGAAAAAGCUUCAUAUUAAUAUUUCAUUCUUAGAUGCUAUAUCCGAGAUGCCUUCUUAUGCUAAAUUUUUAAAGGAUAUGCUUUCUAACAAGAAAAAGCUAGAAAAUAAUGCUACAGUUGCUUUGAUGGCAGAGUGUAGUGCUAUUUUGCAGAAUACUCUCCCUAAGAAAUUAGAAGAUCCAGUUAGCUAUUCAAUUCCAGUGAAGCUUGGAGAUAUUGAAAUUAACAGGGCACUAUGUGAUCUUGGUGCAAGUGUGAGUCUUAUGCCACUCUCUAUCUGUAAGAAUCUGCAAAUGGAUGAAUUUAAACCCACACGCAUAUCCUUGCAACUUGCAGAUAGGUCAGUCAAAUUUCCUUUGGGUGUACUUGAGGAUGUACCUCUUCGUGUAGGUAAAUUCUUUAUUCCUUGUGAUUUUGUUGUAAUGGAAAUGGAGGAGGAUGCACAUGUUCCUAUUAUUCUUAGUAGGCCAUUCUUAGCUAUUGCAGGUGCAAUCAUUGAUAUGAAGAAUGGUAAGAUCACCUUUGAGGUUGGCGAUGAGAAAAUGGAAUACUCACUUUUAAAUGCUAUGGGUACUCCCUCUAUGGGAGAAACUGUUUGUCAGGUAGAUGUGCUUGAUGAUUUGCAGAAUGAGCAACUUUCUUUGAGCAAAACAGAUGAUGCACUUGAAACAGUGCUAAUAGAGAAGGAUGAUGAUGGAGAUUGGGAAUCAAGGGAGUAUGUCAGGCUACUUGAAGAAGCAAAGGCCAACCCAGUCACUAAUCCAAUCAGAGAAGUGCUUAGUGCAAUUGCAAUGUGUGUUGGGGAGAGUACUACGCCUCCCGAAGUAGAGUUGAAACCUCUCCCUUAUAAUCUGAAAUAUGCAUAUCUUGGUCCUAAUAAUUCAUACCCUGUUAUUGUUAAUGCUGAACUCAAGGACACAGAAUUGGAGCAGUUGCUCAAUGUUUUAAGAACGUAUAAAAGUGUAAUUGGGUACACCAUUGAUGAUAUUAAGGGUAUUAAUCCUUCUUUUUGUAUGCAUAAAAUUAUUCUUGAGAACGAUCAUGCUUCCUCUAUAGAACCUCAAAGAAGGCUUAAUCCAAAUAUGAUGUAG